Molecule: messenger RNA, 1324 nt
Organism: Suillus paluster
Lineage: Eukaryota; Fungi; Basidiomycota; Agaricomycetes; Boletales; Suillaceae
Product: major facilitator superfamily domain-containing protein
Exons: 14
Coding region: 1-1311 (436 amino acids)
Biological process (GO): transmembrane transport
Cellular component (GO): membrane
Molecular function (GO): transmembrane transporter activity
Source: RefSeq, a predicted model, not a curated record
AUGCCACGUGAAACCUCGAUUAUGCCGCGUCAAUUCCGCGUCACACAUCAAUCAUGCUGCGUCAAGCCUGUUGUGUCAAGAAUACUCCACAUCCUAUUUCCAAUGCAAGUGAAAACAAAAGGUCAGCGGCUGCGCGCACGAGUGCAGUUUGCGACAGUUUGUGGGUCGAUGUACCUAGCUGGAUGGAAUGAUGGGACUACUGGUCCAUUACUCCCUCGGAUACAAGCAGUGUAUGGUCUGAAUUUCGCUGUCGUAUCUCUGAUAUUUGUCAUCGCAUGCGUUGGCUUCCUAUCUGGAGCACUCGCAAAUCUAUAUCUGGACGGUAGAUUCGGCUUCGGAAAGGUGAUUGUGCUUGGAUCAGCGUGUCAAGUUGUAGCGUACGCCAUAGAAUCAGCUGCCUUGCCAUUUCCUGCAUUCGUACUAGGCUACGCCAUCAAUGGCUUUGGAAUGGCACUACAGGACGCACAAUCGAAUGGUUUUGUGGCCAGUCUCAAGGAUAGUCCCGAGACGAAAAUGGGGAUCCUCCACGCGGUAAGAGCUGGUGCUUUGUCGUCUCCUUUGGUAGCAACACAAUUUGCUCAGCUCCCGCAUUGGUCAUUUCACUACCUAUGCAGCCUCAGUGUCGCGUUCAUGAACAUUGUGUCGUUGAUUGCAGUCUUUGGGCUCAAAACACAGGAUGAGUGCCUUGCUCAGAUUGGACAGCCAGCGGGCGACAAGGGCACGAGUGAAAGUAGCCAGUUCAAUCAGAUAUUGCGACUCAGAGAAGUGCACCUCCUCGCCUUCUUCAUAUUGGUGUUAGUAGGAGUGGAGGUCACUGUAGGUGGCUGGAUGGUGACAUACAUCAUCGACGUGCGCGGUGGAGGUCCAAGUUCGGGAUAUAUCUCAUCAGGAUUUUGGGGAGGUAUCAUGAUUGGCCGCGUCGUUCUUUUGUGGGUGAACAAAAAGGUCGGGGAACGUCGUGUCUUGUUCAUUUACUCCAUCUUCGCAAUUGGGCUAGAGCUAAUAGUAUGGCUGGUGUCUUCGCUCGUUGGCGGAGGCGUGGCGAUCGCAAUGAUGGGUGUAAUUUUGGGACCGAUGUACCCCAUCGCUAUGAAUCAUACAGUACGCAUCCUCCCCGAGUGGCUCGUCACAGGGUCGAUCGGCUGGAUAGCAGGGUUCGGACAAGCAGGUUCUGCGCUCUUACCGUUCUUAACGGGUGCCAUUGCAUCUAAGACGGGAAUCAAGAGUUUACAGCCAUUUCUCGUUUCGAUGAUGGCCCUCUUGACCAUCAUAUGGGCUUUGGUUCCAAGAACCGCUAGAAGAGCCGAAUGAUAUUUGAAGACUC